Molecule: messenger RNA, 1014 nt
Organism: Oryza brachyantha (malo sina)
Lineage: Eukaryota; Viridiplantae; Streptophyta; Magnoliopsida; Poales; Poaceae
Product: ubiquitin carboxyl-terminal hydrolase 3-like
Exons: 9
Coding region: 144-833 (229 amino acids)
Biological process (GO): protein deubiquitination; ubiquitin-dependent protein catabolic process
Cellular component (GO): cytoplasm
Molecular function (GO): cysteine-type deubiquitinase activity
Source: RefSeq, a predicted model, not a curated record
CACCGCCCGGCGCCCCGCCCCCACGCACGCAAAAGCCGCUACCCUCCCCGAUUCGCCGCAACGCCUCGCCUGGUCUCCCUCCCAUCUCUCUCGCCAUUUCGCCAAGCUCCUCCUCCUCCUCCUCGCCGCGCGCCGAGAAGAAGAUGGGGAAGCGGUGGAUCCCUCUCGAGGCCAACCCCGACGUCAUGAACCAGUUCAUGUGGGGGCUGGGGGUCGCCGAAGGGGAGGCGCAGUUCUGCGACGUCUACGGCCUCGACGACGAGUUGCUCGCGAUGGUGCCCCAGCCCGUGCUCGCCGUCCUUUUCCUCUACCCGCUCACUUCGUUGGACGACGAGGAGGAGGAAUCGGGCGCUUCUGCCACUUCCACGGUUGGGGACAAGGACUUGAGCAAGAGGGUAUACUUUACGAAGCAGACUGUUGGCAACGCAUGUGGAACAGUUGGUGUCAUUCAUGCAAUAGGAAAUGCUGCAUCCAAACUCAAGCUGGUUGAAGGAUCUUAUUUUGAUAGGUUUUAUAAACAAACAGCUGAUAUGGAUCCAGUCCAGCGUGCUGCCUUUCUUGAGGAGGAUGAUGAGAUGGAGGAUGCUCAUUCUGUUGCUGCUUCAGCUGGUGACACUGAUGCUAACGUUGAGGUGAAUGAGCAUUUUGUAUGUUUCUCAUGUGUUGAUGGUGAACUUUAUGAGCUUGAUGGACGAAAAUCGCAACCAACAUGUCAUGGCCCUUCAUCACCAGAUACUUUGUUACAGGAUGCUGCAAAAGUUAUCAAAGCCAGAAUUUCGUCGAACCCUGACUCAAUGAACUUCAACGUGAUGGCUCUUUCUAAAGUUAUGUAAGAUAAAAUGAGCGUUAGACCUUUUCCUUUCCAUAGGCAUACAACGAAGGAAAAAAAGGGGGAGAAGAUACUACAGUUGAAUAAAAGUAGUUUGCUCUUUGCACAAGUUUUAGAUCAUAUGACCAAUGUGUUUGACUGAUAUAUUCACGUUUUGUUAAUCGAGAUAGGCUUAUCUCUGAUUU